Rhipicephalus microplus (southern cattle tick) is the source of this 5861-nucleotide messenger RNA. RefSeq names its product sterile alpha and armadillo motif (gene Sarm). Gene Ontology annotation, biological process: signal transduction; response to axon injury; negative regulation of MyD88-independent toll-like receptor signaling pathway. Gene Ontology annotation, cellular component: dendrite. The record is from RefSeq and is a predicted model, not a curated record. Gene Ontology annotation, molecular function: NAD+ nucleosidase activity; protein binding; signaling adaptor activity. Lineage: Eukaryota; Metazoa; Arthropoda; Arachnida; Ixodida; Ixodidae.
GCCGAGCGGCAGCCUGGGCGUCCUUUUAAAGCAACGCCGACGCCUUCCGCCGCCGGCGCUAGCGACGUUCCCCUCGCGUCACACCACGCGCAGCAGCCGGGAAGUCAGACAGAACCGCAAGCUCCGUAACGUCAGGCGCCCCGUUCCCAUGUGCGCCGUCUCCGGGCUUCCCUGGCAGCUGGGAACACCGUCACCGCGGCAGCUUACAGGACUUCGACGCGCUUCUUGGGCACGGCGAUCCCGGGAUCCUACCAUUUCCUUCGGCCGGAUCGCGACGUGCGACCGGCGUGCGGUCCGGGAUCCCGACUGAUUAUCUUCUGGGAACUGUCGCAGUCGCCGCUUCGAGGGCCUCGUCACGGCGUCGACGUUUUCUGUCGAGGUCUUCCGCGACGCACCUUUGUGUCGGCAACCGAAUCCUCACCGGCGUCGACCCUUUCCCGCCAUCGGUCGGGUGUCCGGUGCUUCGUCGUGUUACUGCGAAGAAGGAGGGCAACACGUGACUGGUUUUUUUUUUUCUGCACCGCUUUGUUCUAGACGGGCGGCGUGCACGUGAUUGUGUGCUUUUCGAUCCCUUUCUGACUCUUCGUAUUUAUUUUUUUUACACGCCCUCACCUUCUUUUGCCAUUGUGAAACUGAACUGAGCCGCUCUGUUUUGCUGCGGUUUUUCGAUUACGAAUCACCGGACAUCGAAUUUCCGCCUCUUCAAAAUCGUCGCCGGCUUCGGGAGCGAGCGACUGCCACUGCACCGUCGCCCGUUCGACGCGCGAGUUGCCAUUCGUCGGCGGCGACUGCUCGUUUCCAGUGGCGUCUGUUGAAGCUCGUCGACUGACUUCAACGCGUCUCGUCAUCUUCGUUGCGGCUUACCCGCCCCUAACUCGGAACACUUUGUUGGCGCGCAGCGCUGUUGACGGAAGUGCUGUUCUAAAAAGACUCUGCGGCGGUCCAUCGCCGAUGAACGCUUUCUUUUGACGCGGGACUUCAACGCGGGACCUCAACGUCGGGAAAACAUGGUGUUCGUGCUGAGUCCGAGUCGGCGCUUCAGCGGCAAGUGGCUGAUGGCGGACAUAUCGCCCGAGCGGCCGUCGACGCCUACCAAGGGAACGCCCGUAACCUCGCCCAAUGGCACCAGUGCCGACAUCAGCAGCGUGGUCGAGAACAUCGCCAAGGCGACCCAGUUGAGCGAGAAGUUGAACACCGUGUCGUCUUCUUCGUACAGUGCCUCGGAAAAGCACUCCAGCAGCUCCCAGAUGCUGAAAAGCUCGACGACGGCUGCGUCGAGCUCGGGGUCACUGCUGAACAAGAAGUCGCAGCUGCUGCACCACUCGCUGGCGAGCUCGCAGCAGCAGACGCAGCAGCAACAGAAGGAAGAGCAGCAGCAGGUGUUCCAGCAGGAGAACCGUAGCACCACGAACUACAGUCGCAGCGUGAGCGUGAGCUCCAGCAGCUCGAGCACCGACUCGAGGCUCAAGACGAUCUCGUCGCAGAGGGGCUACACGGUCGACUGCAGCGUGCCGGAGGCCUCCGAGGAAGGCCGCGUCCGCGAGUCGACGCCCUCCGAGGUUCGUUUCGAGCAGAAGCGGGUCACCUCUUCGGCCAAGAGCAAGCUGGUGGCCGACGGCGUGACGGCCGAGAAGUCGGCCACCACCAACAAGGAGCUCAAGAGGCUUCAGGCUGGAGACAUCACCUUUCAGGAGAAGCAACACUCUCAGGCAAUGAAAGCUCGCAUGGAAGGCGAAGGGUUCUCGGCCGAGAAAAUGGCCGCCGUGAAGCAGGACCAGAAGCAGCUCAAAAUGGGCGACACACUUCACCAGCAGCAGAAGACCGCCGCGGCGUCAGCAUCAAAGAUGUCUACGGAAGACUAUACGGCUGAAGAGAUCUCCAUGGCGAAAAAAGAAGAGCGCCAGAUGUACACCCAAGGUGUGUUGCAGCAGGAAAAGAGUGCCGCCUCUUCCGCCAGCUCCAAGGUUUUCGUGAGCUCCAAAGGAGUGUCCAAGUCGUCCGCGUCGCACCAGACAGUCAAGCAUAUGGACUACAGCAGCGGUGGUAGCUCCUGCGCUUCGCCCAUUGUGACGUCGCCGACGCAGGAUAUGUUCAGCAGUGGCCUGCCGCCGCUCCCUACAAACCAGAGGCCCGCCGUUGGCCAGGGCUUGGCCGACGAGCUGGACACACUUCGGUCCCCAUUGUCUCAACCGGAAGUUGAUAAGGCCAUCUCGCGAUUCGCCAGUCGGAUGGCGCUCUGCGUGGAGCAGUUGAAGGCCGCCGCCGACGAAGAAGCCGUAGAGCUUCUGGCCACGAUGUCGGUCAUCAUCCGCAAAGCGUGGGCCGUCCCGACGUACGGACACGACCUGGGAUUCACCAUGUGUAACAUCCUGCGCACCAACGGUGGCCUCGACGUAAUCCUCAAGAACUGUUCUUCUGGCAGCGAGGAGCUGCAGUUCGCCAGUGCCAGGCUUCUGGAACAGUGCCUGUCUACGGAGAACCGGUCAUACGUAGUCGAACACGGUCUCGAAGCCGUUGUGCAGGUAGCGUGCAAGUGCAGCUUCAACAACCAGGCUAACUACUCUCGAGUGGGAACGGGAAUCCUAUGUCACCUGUUCAAGCAUUCCGAGUCCACCUGCAGUGAGUUGAUUCGCCUCGGAGCGCUCAAGUCCAUCCUGUACGACUGCCGUACGAGUGACGUGGAGACGCUGCGGCACUGCGCUUCCGCCCUGGCGAACCUCAGUCUGUACGGCGGGCCCGAGAAUCACCAAGCCAUGAUCAAGCACAAGGCUCCCAUGUGGCUGUUUCCACUUGCCUUCAACCUGGACGACAACAUCAAGUAUUACGCCUGCCUCGCUAUAGCCGCGCUCGUGGCCAACAAAGAGAUCGAAGCGGCCGUCAUGAAGUCCGGAACGCUCGACCUGGUCGAGCCUUUCGUAACGAGCCACCAUCCCGAGGAAUUCGCCAAGAGUCACGUGGCACAUGUCCACGGACAGUCCAAAGACUGGCUGCUGCGGUUUGUACCCGUCCUCGACAGCAACAGAGAAGAAGCCCGAAGCCUCGCUGCGUUCCAUUUUGCCAUGGAAGCCGGCAUCAAGAAAAGACAAGGAAACACGUCGGUGUUCUCGGAAAUAGGAGCUUUGGAGGCCUUGCGAAAAGUAGCCAGCUCUCCAAACGCCAUCGCUUCAAAGUUCGCGGCCCAAGCGCUGCAGCUUAUCGGCGAAGAGGUGCCGCACAAGCUGUCCCAGCAGGUUCCCCUCUGGACUGUCGAGGACGUGAAGGAGUGGGUCAAGCAGAUCGGUUUCACCAACUACGCUUCGGAGUUCGUCAGCAGUCGAGUGGACGGCGACCUGCUGCUGCAGCUGGAUGAGCCCAUGCUGAAGGAAGACAUCGGCAUCAAGAACGGCAUCUUGCGGCGCCGCUUCCUGCGCGAGCUGUCGCAGCUCAAGCGCAUGGCAGACUACUCGUCGGUGGACACGACCAACGUCAACCAGAUCCUGCAGAGCCUCGGCUCCGACUUCAGCCAGUACACGUACCGCAUGCUCCAGAGCGGCGUCGACAUGGACUCGCUCAAGCUGCUCAACGACGACCAGCUGUUCAAGGAGUGCGGCAUCGACAACUCCAUCCACCGGCUACGCAUCGGACAGGCCAUACGCGGUUUGAACCAGUGCGCGGAUGAGGUGGACGAAAUCGAACGGAACAAGAGCCUCGAUGUCUUCGUCAGCUACCGGCGCUCCAACGGAUCUCAGCUUGCAAGUCUCCUGAAGGUUCACCUGCAACUGCGAGGCUUCUCCGUGUUCAUCGACGUGGAGCGAUUAGAAGCAGGAAAAUUCGACAACAACCUCCUCAACAGCAUACGGCAGGCCAAGCAUUUUUUACUCGUCCUCACACCAAACGCCCUCGACCGGUGCGUGGGUGACAAUGACCGCAAGGACUGGGUUCACAGGGAGAUUGUAGAAGCUCUUCAGAGCCAAUGCAACAUCAUUCCAAUCCUGGACAACUUCCAGUGGCCAGAAUCUGAGGUCCUCCCAGAGGACAUGAGGGCAGUUUGCUACUUUAAUGGUGUGCGAUGGAUCCAUGACUACCAGGAUGCGUGCGUCGACAAGCUCGAGCGGUUCAUGAGGGGCGAGAUGAACGUGCGCAGCGACGGUCCGCUGGGUCGCUAUGUGGGCAUGGGAGGACCGGGCACACCGGGCACUCCGAGCACGAUGGCCAGCUGCCGUGCAGCGGUGUACCAGCGCAGUGCCAGCAACGACAGCGCCAAGGGCAGCAACUCCUCUGACCGCGAGUCCAGCAAUGGCCGAGCUCCCACAGAGCAGCCACAAGCGCAACUCCCUGCGCAGCCACACUGCUGACCCCACCGCUCCACUGGGGGGUCCCCUCACUCAAGGACCCGUGCUGUAAAACCAAGCAUGCAGCUAGACAGAGCCAUCUGCUCCGCCAGCUGUCGCGGUGGGUUCCAGUCUUGAAUCAACCUUCUUCAACCGACGCAAACGGAGAAGCGACUGCCUCUUCUGCAGAGGCAAAGCUCCUCACUGUUCCGCAAGCGGCACAGUGAACUCGCAGAAUCAAGAACAUCAAUGCAAGAGAAGCCAUCGGGUCUUCCCCCCGUGGUUUCAUUAGAGUUCCUGCUUCUGUGAAACAAAGAAAGUCGACACCACGAGAACUCUUGUUUACCGAGGAACAGCACUGCUUGAAAUUGAGGACUAUAACGACUCAAGCUGUCUCCCCGGUGUUCAUGUGCAAGGCACACCAGUUUAUGAAAGUGAAACAUGCCGUCAGACAAUGUUUUUGAUGUUCAUGUUGCCUGCGUUCAGUAUUUGUCUACCUAAGGCUGCAGCUACAAUGCAUACUUUUAUGACGGGAAUCGUCAAUCGUGUCAGUGGCCAGUUGUGCAAUACUUUUGAAGUCUUAAGAAACGAUGAGCUUUACUUUGUUAAGGUCUCGCCUAGUGAACGUCGGAUCAACCAAUGCAACUACUUUCGAAUUAUGAGAGUUAACAUUGUGGUAUUACACCUAGUGAGAUGCCAGUAGGGCUUGCCUGGCAGAUUGAUGCUGCGAAUGAAGUGUUCGAGGAGGCGACAGUCAAUAUUAUAGGUGCCUCGUAUAGGCUUUUAAAGCAAGAUUUAAGUGUUUUAUGUAUAGAUACAAAAAGCAAGACCUUCAGCACGUCAGGCAUCGACGAUGAGCGACCUUAGCUGCAAAGUUGUGCUUUCGGAAAUGGCCGCUUGCCUUUCAUUUUCCGUCCAGCGCACUUUACGCUGUCGCCUAACAGAGUGCUUUUGAGUUUUGUUCGUUGCAAUAUCUUUUGUUGCGUUAGGGCCUACAGUAUAGAAGUGGUAUGAGAGGGCCAUACAGUGAGGACAAAUAUGAAGGAGAACAGCGAACUUGGAAUCUAAAGGACAUUUACUGUGAAAAAGUUGCAGCACUGAGUUUGGAAGUUGGACUUCCAGUCCGAGUGCUGCAGAUGUACCAAAUUAGGCGUCCCUCCCCACAUUAGACCACGACGUACACCUUCCUCAAGGCUAAGCACUAUUUUUUUUCUUGAUAAAGUUUCCACGAGCAACUCGAUAACAAAAAGAAAUGCAAUGGCCCGAUAUUUUUGGAUGUCUGAUAGUCACUGUAUAAAUUAUUGUUCCUAUGGUGCAGGCACCUCGGGAUAUUUAGUAUUUUUAAGUCACAUGUUUGUGUUGUGUUAUACCCCACUAUUUUUUUUUCUCCCCAUGCCCCCUUUACCUCAUGCGCAGGUGCUAGGCGUAAAAGCCUGACAUUGCGGAGCACUUGUCGAAUCAAAAAUAUCAUUUCAUCGUUGUAUAUACCGCAGAAUGUUUUCUCAGAUUCCGCUACGCGAGAGUUCAAUAAAAUGUUUUAUAUUAUAGGAA